GCGAGCAGUCACUGCAAUGCAGUAGAAGAGCCCAUGGCUGACUAACUCAAUUGGUGAUUGUCCAGGCUAAUCGGACGACACAAGGUGAUUCAGAAUGCUUGAGGUGAUAAAUCUCCGAGAUGGUGAAAUUCUUCCCCAUCCGCUGUGCUUGCUCAGGGUUGUUGGAGCUCAGGAAGAGUCGACUUGUGCUGCAAUCCACAACCAGAGUGAUGACAGCCGAAAUGGGAAGUUGUGGAAGAUUCAUCAGGGGGGAUUUAAUGCUUUAGUUCCACUAGUUGCUGGGAAGAAUGCUCUGCGAAUAAUUUGUGGAACAGAGGAACUGACCAUACAGGUGGAAUAUAAGCCUCAGCAGAUCCCAAGGUUUAUUCGUCUAGUUUAUAUAACCUGUUUGAAUGAAGAGAAGUUUCAGGGCCCAAAGGAUAUGGAGAGAUCUCCAAACACAGCUGUUCGGAAAAUCAGAACUGGAGCCCUUGUCCUACAGACUUUCAUAGCAGAAACACUGGCAGCAGAGGGUUUAGGUCGACGCACUGUUCGUUAUGAAUUAGAUACAGAAGGAAACCCUAUUGUUCAUGUGAUCCAGCUUCCUUUGACCAUUAAAGAAGCACAUAAAUUUACAGAAGAACGUUUAUGGGAGACAGCAGCUUUGCAGAUAUUGUCAUCUCAUUUAGCGGAUAAAAACUGCAAAUAUGUUGCAUUUUUUGGUGGCACAAGGUACCUCAAUCAAGAUAAAUUAAUACCAAAAGAUGAAACAGAAAUAAUGUCCCUUACCAAAGGACAUGUGUCAUUAGGAGGUGGUGGCUUAGCAUUGGUUGGCACAGGAGCCCUUUAUACUUGGGCAACAAAUGUUGAUGAUGUGAUUGAUGGAAUGCGAGACCAGACACCCAUUGAUAAGGCUGUCUUAAUGGACUUCAGUGCUGGAAGG
This is a messenger RNA of Penaeus monodon (black tiger shrimp), 922 nucleotides long. RefSeq names its product putative zinc metalloproteinase C607.06c. NCBI's taxonomy places the organism in Eukaryota, Metazoa, Arthropoda, Malacostraca, Decapoda, Penaeidae. The record is from RefSeq and is a predicted model, not a curated record.